Molecule: messenger RNA, 1775 nt
Organism: Alternaria alternata
Lineage: Eukaryota; Fungi; Ascomycota; Dothideomycetes; Pleosporales; Pleosporaceae
Product: HET-domain-containing protein
Exons: 3
Coding region: 51-1775 (574 amino acids)
Source: RefSeq, a predicted model, not a curated record
UGAUCCUACACCAAUGACUACGCACGCCGACACGUCGCGACGCGUCUGCUAUGCGACUCAUCAAUGUUAGAACACUCGAACUCCAGUGGUUCAACGACGAUGCUAUUCCCAAGUACGCCAUCCUUUCCCAUACCUGGGGCUCGGAUGAGGUCAACUACCAAGAAUUCGUUUGGAUUAGUAAAGCUCGAGCAAUUUCCGCUUCUCCUAACCUAGCAUCUACUCAAGAUGCGCAUAACACACUCAUGCUAGCUCUGGAGUUGAUGAUUCGAGGCAGCUCAGGACCCGGAGGCUUAUCAGAAGAGGAUCUCCUGAAGCGGGUCGGCUACAGCAAGAUAUUGAACGCAGCUGAGCAAGCACAGGGCUUGGGCUGUAACUAUCUCUGGGUGGAUACGUGCUGCAUUGACAAGACAUCAAGUGCAGAGCUCCAAGAAGCCAUCAACUCCAUGUAUCGAUGGUACAGAGACGCCGAAGUUUGCAUCGUCUAUCUGGGUGACAUCCCCAAACCACGCUCAGGUAAUUAUACGACUGCCUCCGAGAUCGCAAGAGCAUCUCUCAAAGGUUGCCGAUGGGCACGUCGUGGUUGGACUUUACAGGAGCUGAUAGCACCAAUUGUAUGUCGCUUCUACUUCCAGGAUUGGACCUUGAUGGGCGAAAAAGUUGAAUUUUUGGAAGAGUUAUCCGACGCCACAGGUAUUCCAGUUCGUGUGCUUGAUGACAGAAAUUUACUUAGCGAAGUCUCAAUCGCGGAGAGAAUGUCAUGGGCGGCACAUCGGCAAAGCACACGUAUAGAGGAUGUAGCAUAUUGUUUGUUGGGCAUCUUCGACAUUCAUAUGCCAUUGCUUUAUGGAGAGGGUAGUAAGGCUUUCAUUCGCUUACAAGAAGAGAUACUAAGGACUACUGACGACUACUCUUUAUUUGCCUGGUGCGCAACGACAUCCGAGCAUUCAACGUACCGAGGAUUACUUGCGCGCCAUCCUGAGGAAUUCCAGCACUGCCGUUCUGUAGAGCACGAGAAUGUCGUCUCUACAUUCCCCAUUGGGUUCAUGCCAAUCGGGUUACGUGUGCAGUUCGAAUUUUUACCUGAUCAAGACAAGAGCCGUGUGCUAGCCAUGAUUCGCUCAAGCAACCAGCUGAACCAGCGCCUAGCUAUCACACUAAAGUGCUUAGAUGGAGGGAUGCAAUACGCACGCGUCGAUGCUGGUGCUCUAGUUCCCAUCGAUGACUGGCCUACUGGAAAACUUCAUACCAUCUACGUACGACAGAAACCUUCUAUACCACCUGACUUCACGACCACUGAGUUCAAGAGCUUCCAUAUUCGUCGUCGAGUUUCUAACCAGGCCACACCUAAUGUUCGUAUAAUCAGCGUUACACCUCGAAAUGCCUGGGAUGAAACCACCCACGAGCUACGUAUACCAGAUCAUGUCACAGAAUUCUGGGGCGCUGUAAUGCUGCGCGUCCAAUCAGCAGCAUAUGCGCACUCCUUGAGCUUUCCAGUAGCAUUUGGCUUCAACCGAUCGACGUGUCACUACUGGUGUAAAGCGAUUCCCAACUUUACCCCACCACAGGAUGGUCAGACCAGUGGUACCUGGCCCCAAGCCGUGAAGAGAAGAAUACCAGACGAGGUGUACGACCCACUAAGAGGGACUGAUGUAAGGAAUGAUAUGUUCUUAGUUGGAGAUAGCAUGCUAGGUAUCAACGUCAGCAUCGUGGCGGGAUUGUGUGGGGACAGCAUCGCAUUGCAGGUACUCAUCGAUGGACUAGUUAGAUGGGCAUGA